Messenger RNA from Brachypodium distachyon (stiff brome), 1785 nucleotides. Its product is annotated as RPM1-interacting protein 4. Bases 757 to 1464 code for a protein of 235 amino acids. The transcript has 4 exons. Lineage: Eukaryota; Viridiplantae; Streptophyta; Magnoliopsida; Poales; Poaceae. The record is from RefSeq and is a predicted model, not a curated record.
CAUUUUCUUUUAUCUUCUUCCAUUCUUUUUUCUCCCCACACCACCCCCUUCGCCCCGGUCCCUCGAAAUCCUCUUCUUCUACUUCUGAGCGCAGGUGCAUAUAUACACAGACUUGGGGAGCGAGGAGGGGAAAGAAAUGUGCCUUAUUCUGAUCGAUUUUGAGGUGUUUUGGGUCUUUUCUCGAGGGAAUCUGAGUUGAAGGACCUUCCUUUGACUGCUUCUAGGGAGGAUGGUUGCAUCGUUUUGUUGAGAGGAAAAUAGGCUUUUGGUUCCCGAAGGAUUUGUGCGGAAGGAGAGGCCUUUCAAUAGUAUCGGGUGGAAUUGGGUUGCUCUCCCGGAGGUUGAAGAACCCUAGUUUGACCGGCUCUGGGUUGGUUUAUUUGCUUUCUCCGUUAAUUUUGUUGGUUAGCUUUGUUCUUGCUGGAGAGGGCAUUCUGUUGGAGAGUUCACGAAUUUAAAGGGUGGAGGGAGUCAUCUUUUGCUGAUGCUUUUGAAGAAAGAUCUGUUUCAUUUUUGUUUUUGUUUUGAGGAACUAAGGUGAAAGGUAUUGAUUUCCCUUUAUCGUGAUUUCAUAUUGGCGGUUCUGGGUAAUUGUGAGAGAAGGGGAAAUUUGGUAGCUCCUUUUGAGGUGCAACUGUGCAAGGGGUACUGGUUUGGUAUUUUCUAGCCAUCUUUGGAGAACGGGUGCAAAUUCCUGGGGAAAGAGGCACUUAUCUGCUCCUACUGGAUCUCUGUUUGUGGAGGUUGAAGUGACUGAUGGCGCAAAAUGGAAUUCCUGCAUGGGGGAACUGGGACAGCACUGACAACACCCCAUAUACGCAGAAGUUUGAGAAUGUGAGAAGGACCAAGAAAACAGGUGUUUCUUCCAGCCCAAGUGAUCCUAGACGAAGCCCUGAACCUCCUCGCAAGUCACCUUUGCAUCCAUCCAAAUAUACACCUGAAGCCUUGGACCACAGUCCAAAAUACCAGCCACAUGCAAGUAAGCCUGAACCUGAUCAUCCCCGUCCUAUGGCAUCCCCUCUCCGUGAACCUGUGCCUCGGAGGCAUGCAAAUCCACUGCAUCAACAACACCUGGACCAAGGUGGGUAUGGUAGCCCUUACAGAGCAACUGCUGGGGCAGCCUCUCCAAUGCAAGCAGGGAAUGCAGCAAGGUCAAAGCAUCGUUCUGCUGGAAUGCAGACUCCAGAAAGGAGGGCCUCAUCGGCAGUCCAUGGUCCACUUACUCCUGGAAGGAUCGGAGCAAAGCAAGGAGGCCGAGCCUAUGAGGUCGAUGAUGAAGUCGCAGUACCACCAUUUGGUGGGUGGGAUGAAGGUAAUGCAGCUUCAGGGGAGAACUACACUGGCAUUUUCAACAGGGUGAGGAAUGAUAAGUUGUCCCCCAAUUCUUCUGCCAAGCAGCCAUCAUCUUAUAGUGGCAAACAAGAAAAUAAAGUACAACAGACCUGCCCAUGCUGUAUACUGUGAAAAGAUGAAGAAGAGAUCUCCGGAGAUGGACAACAUUCUUUUCAAGGACAGCAUGCACUGAGCUGUUGCUUUUUGUGCUUGUUGUUGAUGUAUGUAUAUUGUGUGUAGUUUUGAUAUAUUUGAAGUUUGAACAGCUUUAUGUAAAUCUUAUUGUAUUCCCUUUACUUGAAUAUAGGCAUGCAUAUGGGCAUAUGCAGAGAAUGCCAUCUAGCGCUGUAACAUUUCAUAUUUACAGGGUUCUCCUUGUAUUGGAAGCACUUCUCAGGAAAUAUGUACUGUACGAUUAGUUAAUUCAUGAGGAAUAAUAGUAACUUUUAUGCA